Drosophila novamexicana is the source of this 1123-nucleotide messenger RNA. RefSeq lists its product as uncharacterized. The transcript has 3 exons. The record is from RefSeq and is a predicted model, not a curated record. The coding region runs from base 172 to 978 and encodes 268 amino acids. Lineage: Eukaryota; Metazoa; Arthropoda; Insecta; Diptera; Drosophilidae.
UACAUUCUCCGUUAGCGAUACCCCCCAUCCAAUAGUAUCGAUACCUUACAAUGCACAUUAGUGGCAACGCUAGCAAAACGCAAAAAAUAAGACAAGAAAACAAAUACUCAAAAACUGCGAAAAGAAAUACAACAUUUGUAGAAUUUAGAGCAAGGCGUGGAUUGACAUAAAAUGCAGUCUUACGGUGGUCCCGACCAGAACCAUUUGCACAAAUCGGAGCAGCGGGCGGUAUUUGCGCAUCCAGCUACUCAUCCUUGGCUGCUGGAUGGGAUGCCCUGGAUGCUAGCCACAACAAACGCACCACAGCCGGGCGGCGUUAUGCAAUUCGGCUCGAAUGCUAACUAUAAUAUUGAGACUGACACACAAUGCGGCAAGUGGCAGCAGAAGCGCAAAUCUCUGGAGCAACUGGCGUCCGGGCUCCCGCCCAAACAAUUGAUCACCGAGGAGCGAAUUACGGCGCAUUUCAGUGGCCUACAAAUCUCUGGAGACGCAAACGGCGUUGGAUCCGUUCGCAGUGCCGGCAACAAUAACAGUGUGCCAAAUGUGAACGGCGGCUUGGCUACCGAUGAUAUACCCUCAACUAGUACGGGUAAAACACAUCACCCGAAUCCGGCCUAUCAAAUGGCAGCCAUGGAAUUGGAACAGAAACUGCGCAACGCCAAUCGGAUUGUCAUCUGUGAUGAGCUCAAGCAGGGCGUUAGUCCGAUCUCAGCUACGGGUGUCAUACCACCGGAAUGGCUGCUCAAAACAAUUCCAAGGCCGUGUACCGCUCUAGUGCCCUGGCAACCGUCGCCCCUGCAGCUAUCGCAGCCCAAGGGGCAGACGAGGAUUCCAGCGCAGCGUACAGCCGCAGAGGAAGCAGCGGCUGGAGUGGUGCACCUCGAUGAUUAUGAUGAUGAGCUGGAGUUCUUUGAGAAUAACAAUACAUGUAAUGUGAAUUUAAAUAAGUCUGACGAGCAAAUGGAUGAAGAUCUGUAGCUGUAAGUGAAGGGUUGAUGUGUUUAUAGUGUCCAUAAGCAAAAAGUAGAGUUAGCAGCAUGUCUGUUUAUAAUUUGAUUAAUUUUACAAAAAUAAUCAUAUGUAUUCAUACUUAAGUGUUUUCCUUUCAUUUAAAUAACAUUAA